AUGUCGUACUAUGACUUGGACGCGAUCCUCACGGACGCCGAGAAGGUCCCCUGCAAGUUCGAGAUCGAGGUACCCGAUCUUGGCUACCUCGACAACAACCCGUCCCACCCGCUGAAGGCGCACACGCCCGUCUCCCUGCCCUUGUGGCUGGCCGAGCUCCUCGCCAUCGCCAACCGCUCCGCCAACUCGCAGGACUCGUCGCCCUUCCUCACCCUCUCUAUGCCCCAGACGCUCUCCAGCGAGGUCACAUCCGCCCUGAAGGCCGACCCGCGCGCCGUGCCCCUGCGUGACCAGUCGCACAAUUUUUACGCCCUGGCCACGCGCAUGAUGGAGAUAUUCGAGGAUCCGGACAUGUGUGCCGUGCUGCGACGCACCUUUGUCACGAGGGCCGGAGAGACGGCCCUGCAUGCGAGGAAAGCCGGUGUCAGUGACGACUACAAGGUUGCCGGCGGCGAGGACUUCAUGAGAGGCCUCGAGGCUUGGGAGCGUGCCCUGUUCCUGAGGGCUCACGACGGAGCCAAGGACUCCAAGGUUUGGAUGGAGGGGGUCAAGAAGUAG
This is a messenger RNA of Neoarthrinium moseri, 558 nucleotides long. RefSeq lists its product as uncharacterized. The coding region runs from base 1 to 558 and encodes 185 amino acids. Gene Ontology annotation, biological process: mitotic DNA replication initiation. The transcript is spliced from 2 exons. The record is from RefSeq and is a predicted model, not a curated record. NCBI's taxonomy places the organism in Eukaryota, Fungi, Ascomycota, Sordariomycetes, Amphisphaeriales, Apiosporaceae. Gene Ontology annotation, cellular component: GINS complex.